This is a messenger RNA of Aphis gossypii (cotton aphid), 2719 nucleotides long. Its product is annotated as venom serine protease-like. NCBI's taxonomy places the organism in Eukaryota, Metazoa, Arthropoda, Insecta, Hemiptera, Aphididae. Bases 1112 to 2458 code for a protein of 448 amino acids. The record is from RefSeq and is a predicted model, not a curated record. Gene Ontology annotation, biological process: proteolysis. Gene Ontology annotation, molecular function: serine-type endopeptidase activity. The transcript is spliced from 6 exons.
AUAAAUAAAUAGGCUAGCUGUACAUAAAUACUUCGUAGUAAACACAAAUUCAUAUUAGGUAUCAUUAUAAUUGUAGUGUCGCACAAAUAUACCUAUACAAAAUUAUUGGGCUCAUUGUGAUGAUGGUAUAAAAAUAAACCGCCGAUCAGUCAAUUAUUAUUUUAUCGCAAAUAGGUAAAAUGUAAAAGCAUUUCCAUCCCUCUCCCCACACACAUAAACAUGACCAAAUUACGCCACUGGUUUUGUAUUAUUAUGUUAUGACUGUAUAAUACGAGUACGACGUAAAUAAUGUGUAAAUGGCAAAAUCUCAUUUUUUAACAAAAAAUAGUUUAUAAUUUUCGGGUUAACACCGCCGGUAUACGCACUGCUCGGAAUCAUUUAGUUGAAUCUCAGUGAUUUAUCGUUGCUUUUAUAUUUAACGACCACAAGUCCACCCCAUCCUUACGCUCAGUCAUAGUCGUCCAUCUAACCAAAAACUUCCCGGCGGCGUCUUGUAAUAUCACUUUAUUUUUUUUUCAUCAAAAUUCAGUGUAUUGUUUCGCUCAUUGUCCGGGCCAGUGUAAACGCGCUCGCACACCACGGGUCGGACGGCGACACGCGGAGAAAUUGUAUAUUUAUCGCCGUCGAGCGCGUUCUAAUUAAAAUAUUCAGCGUCUAAUAUUUUAAUGGCUGUACCUAUACCCUAAAUACCUUCCGCGAGCGAUUAUCUGCGGACGCCCCAAGUUUAAUAAAUUGAAUUACGACCUGAAGCAGUCGGCGCGUUCCCUAUUCGAUUUCUAUUAUGCAUACGAAAACUAUUAUCUACCGUUGCAUUAUUAUAAUAUUAUAUUGUGCACUGCAGUGCUCAUUGCCCAUAUUAUAUUAUAAUUUACCGAUAAUGAUGUAUUAUAUCGUUAGUCGCGCGUAGUCGGUCUUCUGCACGUCGUUGCAGUGGUUCGAUUCAUUCGACAAUAACCGGUGGUAGUGCACCGUCCGACUUGGUUAGCUACCGAAAAGCCGUCUGUUUUUUAACGAUAACGCAUAGCCGUCAAACACCACGACUACAGUCGCGCAAGACACGCGACUCGUGAAAAAUCACGGUCAGUCGGAAAACGAUAUUGUAAAAAAUUUGAUGAUGCGCCGCGGGAUAGCUGUCGGCGGCCAGUCGUCGUCGUCGUUUCUGUUGAUACGGCUGUCGGCCAUUGGAUCGUGGCUGUUAUUGCUGUGGUGGUGUUGCACUGUCACGACCGCGACUGGUGCGACGGAAUCGGAAGAUUUCGACGAUUAUCGUUUCGACGGCAGCGUCUGUGAGUUCUACCAGCUCAUCGAGCCCGGAAACAAGUCGUACUAUUUGUACUCGCCCGGUUACCCAGAACCGUAUCAGGAAGCCCAGCAGGACCGAGAAUGCCAGUGGUUCGCAAAGACGCCUUCGCCCACCGAUCGGUUGGUGUUGGACUGUCACGAAUUUGAUUUGCCCGAGAGUUCAUUUUGUGAAUCAGAUGCAUUAAUUGUGUCCCGAGUUGGUGACGCUAACUUUACGGACGGCGUCAGACACUGUGGACCCACGUCGUUUACAGCUAUCAGCCGCACCAACAAGAUGUAUAUUAAGUUUGUGGCAAAACAUCAUAGCAAAAGCGGACGGUUUGUUUGCUCGCUGGGUGCGAAACACAUUGAUUUUUGGAUUCCGGAAACCGUGAUGAACCCUCAGUCAUGCGAAUGUGGAGAGCAAAACCAGGAAGUGUACACCAACGAGAAAACGGCAGGCGUGAGUGAGUACCCGUUAAUAGCUUCGCUGAUUGAUGGGAAGACGGCAAACGUGUUUUGCGGUGCGACGAUCAUCGGCAAGCAUCACGCACUGACUGCAGCCAGCUGUAUGACGGGCAUCGAUCAGUUUCAAAUUUCUCUAUUGGUCGGCGACCACGACAUGACGUCUAUAGGUAGUGACGGCGAUUUGGCAUCAUUGAUAAUGAUCACUGAAGUUUAUAUACACCCGUUGUUUGAAUCUUCAUCCUUUGCAUAUGACCUGGCCAUCGUUGAAGCUCACGAAGUAAUUACGUUUUCGUCUAAGGUAGGACCGGCAUGUUUGCCAUUCAAGCACGUCUAUAAAGAUUUUGUUGGCGAUACCAUCAAAGUAUUCGGCUGGGGUACUGCAAAGUUUAAUGAUCAUCCUGUAUCUGGCAACCUUCAUAAAUCUCAACUCAAGGUUGUACCGAUGAAACAAUGUGCCGAAACGUAUAAAAACGAAAUCGACGGAAAUUCGUUGUGUACACACUUAACCAAAGUUAAUUCUUGUCCAGUGGAUUCCGGUGGCCCACUUCUAUGGUCUGAUCCGUCUACCGGAAGGUUGAACGUCAUUGGUGUAGUUAGCAACAGGUUCGACUGCGCUAAAUCGAUGCCAUCCUUGCACACCAGGUUGGCAACAAUGAACAACCUGGAGUGGAUUAAAGUUAUACUGACGGGACAAUAUUAUUGCAAUUAGCGUGUGUAUUCAUAAUUUUUUGUGAAAUUAAUUAAUAUACAGAAAUAUUUUCAUAUUCUUCGAGAAGUAUAAUAAACAUGUGGACCAUCCAGUACUAUCUUAAAUAUAUAUUUUAAAAACUCUAUUAACAUUAGUUAAUAGAUAAUCAUAAAUAUUAGUUUAUGAUAUUAUAAAACAAUAGGUACAUAAUGACAACUAAAUAUUGUUUUCUUUAAACUCGUGUCUUAAUUUAAUUGAAUUAAAUGAUUUUUAUUUUAUAUA